AUGUCUCUAACCAUUGCCCCUGUUAAAUGCGAGGACAAGAUAGAUGAGCAACAUCAUAAAUCAGCAUGGUUUCAAUUCAUGAAGUCUGUCGCAACAUUUAGGGGGGAUCUCACGUCAUUGACCGCGCCGCCUUUCCUGCUUGCUCCUCGGUCUAUAGUCGAAUACAGCGCGUACUGGGCUGAGCACCCACGUCUUCUUGUAUCUCCCGCAAAAGAAGAGUGUCCUAAAAGAAGGGCCCUAUUGGUUCUUCAGUGGUUUCUAAGCACUCUGAAGCAUCAGCAUGCAAGCAAGGACGAAAACGGCAAAAGAAAAAAGCUGAAGCCCUUGAACCCAUUUUUAGGGGAAAUAUUUUUAGGCAAGUGGUUAGACGACGCUGGAACAACCCAUCUAGUCACCGAGCAAGUCAGCCAUCACCCUCCAGCAACUGCGUUUCGAAUCUGGAACGAUGCACAUGGCGUUAGGCUUGAGGGCCAUGUCUCACCGAAAGCCUACUUUUCGUCUACGAUAAAUAUAGAACGACAAGGAUAUAGUGUCUUACACAUCGAUAAGUACAACGAAGACCAUUGGAUCACGAUGCCAAAAGUUCAUGUCGAAGGGAUUGUCACUUUCCAGAUAGCCCCAGAGCUCAGUGGCGUCUCUUACAUCCGUAGUUCCUCGGGCUACACGACACGUGUCAACUAUUCUUCUAAAGGCUGGAUAAAAGGCAAAAGCAACUCGUUUAUCGCCACUAUAUACCCGGAUAAUGAUGAAAGCAAACCCCUAUUCAUCGUAGAGGGCCGAUGGAGCGAUUCAUAUACCAUCAAAGACGGCAAGGGGAAGGUGCUAGAAGCUGUUGAUCUAACCUCGCUACGGAGGACACCACUUCAGGUCGACCCAGUCGAAUCGCAGCACCCCCUCGAAUCUAGACGAGCAUGGAAACCUGUUGUCGACGCUAUCAAUGCAAACGAUAUUUUCACGACUGGACACGAGAAGAGCAGGAUCGAGAACGCCCAGCGCGCGCUACGGAAAAUGGAAAAGGACGCAGGUGAAACAUGGACUAGGCGGUACUUCACCCAAGUCGAAGAAGAUCCUAUAGCGGAAAAGCUUUCAGUCAAGAGUAAAUCCGCACCGGCUGAUGGACCUAACCAAAUGAUCUGGAAAUUUGAUGACGAAAAGUUCAAGAGAAUAACAGAGAACCAGCAAGAUGGUAUUAAGAGCCCUAUCCGUUCUCGAUUUGAUUCUGGGGUUGGAUUCCUGGAAAUAGAAGAGGUAUAG
Molecule: messenger RNA, 1254 nt
Organism: Daldinia childiae
Lineage: Eukaryota; Fungi; Ascomycota; Sordariomycetes; Xylariales; Hypoxylaceae
Product: Protein kes1
Exons: 3
Coding region: 1-1254 (417 amino acids)
Biological process (GO): piecemeal microautophagy of the nucleus; maintenance of cell polarity; endocytosis
Cellular component (GO): intracellular membrane-bounded organelle; membrane; cytosol
Molecular function (GO): oxysterol binding
Source: RefSeq, a predicted model, not a curated record